Molecule: messenger RNA, 336 nt
Organism: Neurospora hispaniola
Lineage: Eukaryota; Fungi; Ascomycota; Sordariomycetes; Sordariales; Sordariaceae
Exons: 3
Coding region: 1-336 (111 amino acids)
Source: RefSeq, a predicted model, not a curated record
AUGGCAAACCGCGAAUCCCUUCUCAACUCGGGCACGGGAAAUGCGCCGAUCUCUGUUUCUGGCCCGCAGUCAGGCCAAAGGACUGUUGCUGCUGUCGUCAGGUUGCUAGAUGGUAAGCCCCAGAUCCUGGGUUGUCCUGACGACCCUGACAUCACCUCUUACUAUGGGUCAUCUUACCGUCUCUCCACUCUGCCGUUGUCGCGCCGAGGACAACGAGGCAGCCCCAAGGCUAACGGCCAACAGACGGUGAGAUGGUACCUGGCCAUGGAAGUGACGGCUUGGGGUACCACGGGGACUCACAACGGCCUGAAGGAGCCAUAUCGUGCCAGCUACUAG